AUGAAUUCAGAGUCUUUUGAGAAAGCAUUGAACGGAGACACCAAUGGUUGGUUGAAAGGAGAAUGCUCAUUUUCGUUUCGCGACUCUAUUCCGUUGUUGGCAGAAUUAGAUUAGGAAGAUGAGUCAAACAUAUUAUGCUUUAUUCUGAAAAUAUCUGGUUACCGACAAGGAACUAAUUUAGCUUAUGUUUGGCUUUUAAAGAUAUUAUUCUCUAUGCUUGUCACUUUAUUUGGAGAAAAUUUGAGUUCUUCCUAUUUUUAAUUAGCUUUCAAGUAAGAAAACGCUUUACUAUCUACUUUUUUUGGUUCACCAUAUUAGUUUAGUUCCUCAACGACUAAAAUGAUCUUUUUAGCAGGCGAAACGUGGGUGCUUUCAGAUUUUCUGUGGGUUAAUGACUAUCUAUGA
Molecule: messenger RNA, 405 nt
Organism: Tetrahymena thermophila SB210
Lineage: Eukaryota; Ciliophora; Oligohymenophorea; Hymenostomatida; Tetrahymenidae
Product: transmembrane protein, putative
Exons: 2
Source: RefSeq, a predicted model, not a curated record